Messenger RNA from Amphiprion ocellaris (clown anemonefish), 1439 nucleotides. RefSeq names its product zona pellucida glycoprotein d (gene zpd). The record is from RefSeq and is a predicted model, not a curated record. The coding region runs from base 245 to 1393 and encodes 382 amino acids. Gene Ontology annotation, cellular component: apical plasma membrane; cell surface. Gene Ontology annotation, biological process: neutrophil migration. NCBI's taxonomy places the organism in Eukaryota, Metazoa, Chordata, Actinopteri, Pomacentridae. The transcript is spliced from 10 exons.
CACAGCGACUAAAACACAUCAGCUGUUUCUAAUCGCAGAGCAGCAGGUGUUGAAAGCGACAGUAACACAGAGGAGAGUCCCAUUUAACUGCAAAUAUCGCAUUAAAACUGGGAUAAAUCGAAAUAGAUUUUACGACAAUGGUCCUUAUCGGCUUCAAGACUGAUCAUGUCUGAAACCGAGUAAAAGUGGAAAUAUUCCUUCUUCAAAUCAGCUGAGCCUGUUCCUGCUGCUUUUCCUCGACUUUAUGAGCCACAGGGUUGAAGGAAUCUGCAGUGUGGAGCAUUGCACUGACCGCACCAGAUGUGUUCUGUCUAAAGACCAGAGAAGCUGCAAGUGUGCCAUCGGGUUUUACGAUGACCGAUGUGACAAAAAUGCACACAUUAAAGUGAUGUGCAGCAAAGACUACAUAGCAAUCAGAGCGAUAGAGGACUUUUUCAAGUAUCACAACGUGCUGCUGGAGUCCCUCCACUUGCCCAACAAAUCUUGUCGCGCUCAGAGGACGGUCAUCAAAGGAGUACCGUACUACAUGUCCAGGAUAUCCAGAGACCAAUACCUCAGCUGUGGAGGCAAACCGCUGGAGAAAAAUGUUACCCACAUCUCAUACUCCCUGAGUCUAAUGUCCGACCCUCAGGUUUCUGGAAACAUCAUCAGAGAUCCAGUGAUUAAGAUGGACUUCACAUGCAUCUAUCCGUACGUCAGAAGAGUCAGUCUGUCUUUUCCUGUUAUCCCCUUUUCAAGCGAGAUGGUGAUGCGAGUGGACGAACUUGAUGCCACCAUACAGAUGAUGUUGUACAAAGACCACACUUACACCAAAGCCUACACCAGCGCUCCCACCAUCGAACUCAGAGAUAAGGUGUUCGUAGAGGUGACGGUGACGGAGCCUGCGGAUUUCUUCCUGCUUCGGGUUAAUGAGUGUUGGGCCACACAGUUUGCUGAGCCACAUACCAAAGAGGGAUCAGUUCACAAUCUGAUUGUGGACGGGUGUGUGAGCGACCAAACUGUUUCCUUCCUCAAUGCGACCGACGGACAGUCUGGACACAAUGGAGAAAGUUCCACCGUCCGCUACAGCUUCGACAUGUUUCGCUUCACGGCAUCGCCUCAUGACCUUUAUCUCCACUGCACCGUGCAGCUGUGUGAGCCGGACGACCACAAGUCCUGCGCAGUUAACUGUAAUUCAAUCAGUAAGAGGGAAGCAAUGAGAGCAGAUCCCAGCCAAGGCCUCCUGUCAUAUGGACCCAUCAGGAUCGAAAUGCCAAACAGACCUCAAUCCAGCAUACUGACGACGGUGGUGCUGCCUGUAGCAGGUGUCUGGACUGUGGGCUUCUUCCUCAUCAUCCUCAUCACUGUGGCAAAGGCAGGCAGCAGGAGGCUAGCACAGAUGGAGGAGCACUGACGACAACGCCGCUGCUGUCGGUGGCAAAAAUAAACGUUAAAAAUCA